AUGACUUUGACAUGGUCUCCAGCUGAUGAUGGUGGCAGCAAGGUUACAGGAUACAUCAUUGAGAAGAAAGAAAGCACAAGUUCCAGAUGGAUUAAAGUGACUAAAAUGGAUGAACGAGUGAUUGACACUACUUACACUGUACUAGACCUCAUUCAAGGAUCAGAAUACCAAUUCAGAAUUGCUGCUGAGAACAAAGCAGGCAUUGGUAAAUACAGCGAACCAUCAAAUCCAAGGAUCGCUAAACCACCUUAUGAUCCUCCUGGUCCACCAGGCAAACCAGUUCUUUCUGACAUCAAUGCCACAAAGAUGACUUUGACAUGGACACCACCAAUGGAUGAUGGUGGUUCCAAGAUUAGCGGAUACACUAUCGAAAAGAGAGAGAGAUUCUCAACACGCUGGGACAAAGUCAACAAGUAUGUCAUAAGUGAAACUACAUAUACUGUGACUGAUCUUAAAGAAGGCAAAGAAUAUGAAUUCCAUGUUGCUGCUGAGAACAAAGCUGGUCUUGGAACAUACAGUGAACCAUCGGACUCUGUUGUUGCCAAACCACCAUAUGAUGUACCAGGCCCACCAGGCACUCCCAAAGUGUCAGACAUUGUGGCAACAUCCAUGAAACUGACCUGGACUGAACCUGAUGAUGAUGGUGGUUCUCCAGUGACAGGAUACUUUGUUGAAAAGAAAGAACAAUUCAGUACCAGAUGGACACGUGUCAACAAGACAGCUGUCUCUGAAACAAGCUUUACUGUUGAAAAGCUAACUGAAGGGGAUGAGUAUGAGUUCCGCGUCUGUGCUGAAAACAAAGCUGGUGUUGGUCAACCUAGCAAAUCAACUGGACCACAUACAGCUAAGCCACCUUAUGCUGUUCCAGAUGCACCAGGGAAACCAAAGGUAAUGGAAGCCACAGAAAAAUCCAUGACUAUCAAAUGGACAGAGCCAGAGUCGGACGGUGGUGCGAAAAUCACAAGUUAUGUCAUUGAACAAAAAGACGAAUUCUCAUCAAGAUGGAGUAAAGUCAGCAUGGAACCCAAAAUGACUGAUACAACUUUCACUGUUACUAAACUUAGUGAGGGUUCUGAAUACCAAUUCCGAGUUGCUGCUGAGAACAAAGCUGGUGUUGGCAAAUACAGUGAACCAUCAGAUCCAAAAGUUGCCAAACCACCAUAUGGUCUACCUGAUGCUCCUGGUAAGCCAGUUGUCUCUGACAUUGAUGCUACCAAGAUGACUCUGAAUUGGACUCCACCUUUGGAUGAUGGUGGUGCACCUGUUAAGGGAUAUAUCAUUGAAAAGAAAGAAGGAUUCUCAUCACUCUGGACUAAAGUCAAUAGAUUUGAUGUGACAGAAACAACAUUCACUGUAACUGACCUGAAGGAGAAAUCAGAAUACCAGUUCCGUCUGCCUGAUGCUCCUGGUAAGCCAGUUGUCUCUGACAUUGAUGCUACCAAGAUGACUCUGAACUGGACUCCACCUUUGGAUGAUGGUGGUGCAUCUGUUAAAGGAUAUGUCAUUGAGAAGAAAGAAGGAUUCUCAUCACUCUGGACUAAAGUCAAUCGAUUUGAUGUGACAGAAACAACAUUCACCGUAACUGACCUGAAGGAGAAAUCUGAAUACCAAUUCCAAAUUGCUGCUGAGAACAAAGCUGGCGUUGGGAAAUACAGUGAGCCAUCAGAUCCAAAGAUUGCCAAGCCACCAUAUGAUGUACCCAGUCCACCUGGUACACCCAAGGCAUCUGACAUAGCUGCUACAUCUAUCACGCUAUCAUGGACUCCACCUGAUGAUGACGGUGGUUCACCAGUAACUGGAUACAUUGUUGAGACAAAAGAACAGUUCAGUGUUAGAUGGUCCCAAGUUAACAAGACAAGUAUUGCAGAUCUUACUUACAUUGUGAAAGCCUUGAAGGAAGGUUCAACAUAUGAAUUCAGAGUUUGUGCUGAAAACAAAGCUGGUGUGGGUAAACCAAGCGAUUCAAUUGGACCAUUGACUCCUAAACCAAAAUAUACUGUUCCUGAUGCUCCUGGAAAACCCAAAGUAAUGGAAGUCCAAGCUACAUCUAUGACCAUCAGGUGGAUGGAACCAGAAUCUGAUGGAGGCAGCAAAAUCACCAAUUAUGUCAUAGAAAGAAAGGAAGAAUUCUCUACAAGAUGGACAAAGGUCUACUCUGAUGUGAAAAGCACAGAUACAGACUUUACCGUGACAGGACUUACUGAGGGCUCAGAAUACCAAUUCCGAGUUGCUGCUGAGAACAAAGCUGGUGCUGGCAAAUACAGUGAACCAUCAGAUUCUAAAGUUGCCAAACCACCAUAUGGUCUACCUGAUGCUCCUGGUAAGCCAGUUGUCUCUGACAUUGAUGCUACCAAGAUGACUCUGAAUUGGACUCCACCUUUGGAUGAUGGUGGUGCACCUGUUAAGGGAUAUAUCAUUGAGAAAAGGGACAAGGUUUCUUCCAGAUGGAUGAAAGCUAACAGAUUUGAUGUGACUGACUUGACAUAUGUUGUUACCGACCUCCAACAGGGUUCAGAAUAUCAGUUCCGAGUUGCUGCUGAGAACAAAGCUGGUGUUGACAAAUAUAGUGACCCAUCAGAUCCAAGGAUUGCUAAACCACCAUAUGAUGUUCCUGGUCCUCCUGGAAAACCAACUGUAUCUGAGAUUGAUGCAACAUCCAUGAAACUCAACUGGUCACCACCUGAUGAAGAUGGUGGUUCUCCUAUCACUGGGUACACCGUGGAAAUGAAAGAACAGUUUGGAUUCAGAUGGAGUAAAGUUAAUAAAAUCAGUGUAACAGACACAUCAUAUAAAGUGGAAGGUUUGAAGGAAGGAAAUGAAUAUGAAUUCAGAGUAUGUGCAGAGAACAAAGCUGGAGUUGGUAAACCAAGUGACUCUAGUGGUGUCAAGAAGGCCAAACCACCAUAUGAUGUUCCAGAUAAACCUGGCAAACCAAAAAUAUCCAAUGUGAGUGCGACUUCGAUGACUCUAAAAUGGACAGAGCCUGAUUCAGAUGGUGGAAGUAAGAUCACUAACUACCUCAUAGAGAAGAAAGAAGAAUUUGCUACUCGCUGGUCUAAGGUGUUCCUUGAUGAAAAGGUGACUGACACUGAAUACCAUGUGACUGGACUCACUGAGGGAUCACAAUAUCAAUUCCAUGUUGCUGCUGAGAACAAAGCUGGUGUUAGCAAAUACAGUGAACCAUCAGAUACUGUAACUGCCAAACCACCAUAUGGUGUUCCCGGAGCUUCUGACAAGCCCAGUACAUCCGAUGUGACUGCUACUAGUAUGACUGUUAGCUGGUAUCCACCUGAUAAUGAUGGUGGUUCACCUGUAACUGGAUACUUUGUAGAAAGAAAAGAACAAUUCUCAACAAUGUGGACUAGAGUUAAUACAUAUUCAGUUAAAGAGACAUCUUUGAAAGUUUCUCAAUUGAAGGAAGGCUCUGAUUAUCAAUUCCGUGUAAUUGCUGAGAAUAAGGCUGGUCCUGGUAAACCAAGUGAACCAAGCGAACCAAGAAAAGCCAAACCACCAUAUGAUGUUCCAAAAGCACCUGGAAAACCAGACGUCAACAAGGUUGAUGCAACACACAUGACUCUGUUGUGGACAACACCAUUCUCUGAUGGAGGCAGCCCUAUCACUGGUUACAUCAUUGAGAAAUCAGAUGCUUCAAGACUAAGAUGGUCCAAAGCACAUAGAGAGACAAUAACUGAUACAACAUACACUGUAACUGAUUUAAUGGAAGGUACUGAAUAUCUGUUCAGAGUGGCUGCAGAGAACAAAGCAGGAAUGGGACCAUUCAGUGAGCCUAGCGAUAAGAGACUAGCUAAGCCACCUUAUGAUGUACCAGGCCCUCCUGGAAAACCAAAGAUCUCAGAUGUUACAGCAACAUCCAUGCAUCUUAAGUGGUCUGUUCCAGACACUGAUGGAGAUUCAAAGAUUAUCAACUAUGUUAUUGAGAGGAAAGAAAAAUUCAGCUCCAGAUGGAUUCGAGUAACCAAGGACAACAUCUCUGACACAGAAUACCAAGUCACUCAUCUCACAGAGGGUACUGAAUAUGAAUUCCGAGUUGCUGCUGAAAAUAAGGCUGGUGUUGGCAAAUUCAGUGAACCAUCAGAAGCAAGAGUAGCCAAACCACCAUAUGAUAAACCUGAUGCCCCAGAAAAGCCAUCAGUCUCAGGUGUGACUGAGAAAUCAAUAACACUAACCUGGAGCCCACCAAUGGAUGAUGGUGGUAGUCCUAUAUUUAACUAUGUGGUUGAAAAGAGAGAGAAAUUCAGUACACGGUUUAUCAGAGUUAGUGAUGUUACAAUAUCUGACACAACAUUUACAGUAACUGGUUUGGAAAAAGGUAAUGAAUAUCAGUUCCGUGUGUCUGCUGAGAACAAGGCUGGCGUUGGCAAACCAAGCUCACCAUCAGACCCAAGAAUUGCCAAACCACCAUAUGAUGUGCCAGAUUCACCUGGUGCACCAGAUAUCACAAAAGUUGAAGGCAGCUCCAUUACUCUGCUGUGGACACCACCAAAAGACGAUGGUGGUUCACCAGUUACCGGAUAUUCAAUCGAACGAAAAGAGAAAUUCAGUUCACGCUGGGUAAAAGACAGUGCCAUGCCUGUUACAGAUACAAUUUAUAAGUCUACUGGUCUGACUGAAGGUACUGAUUAUGAAUUCCGUAUUGUUGCGGAAAACAAAGCUGGAGAAGGAAAGCCAAGCUUCCCUGCUACACUGAAAAUCUCUGUACCAGAUGCCCCUGGCAGACCUGAUGUUAUUGAAGUAACUGAGUCAUCAGCCCGUAUCAAAUGGACUGUACCAGAAUCCGAUGGAGGAGCUAGAGUCACAGGCUACAUUGUUGAAAGGUGUGACACCAGUAAAGAUCGUUGGAUAAGAGUCAAUAGAACACCAGUUAAAGAGCCUUUCAUCAUUGCUGAAGACCUAAUCAAAGGAACAGAAUACAUUUUCCGUGUGUCGGCGGAAAAUAAGGCUGGAAUCAGUGAACCUAGCAAACCAUCUAAACCUGUUGUUGCCAAACCACCCUAUGAUGUGCCCGAUGCACCAAGCAAACCUGAUGUAUCUCAUGUGACCAGGUCUUCAAUGACUCUAGAAUGGAAACCACCUGCAUCAGAUGGUGGUAAUCCCAUCAUCUCUUACAUAGUUGAGAUGAAAGAUCAGUUCAGUACAAAGUGGACGCUCACAGCUAACGUUGCACAACCAACAUGCACAGUCUCUGACUUAAAAGAAAAUACAAUUUACGAGUUUAGGGUUUCUGCUGAGAACAAAGCAGGAGCUGGUAAACCAAGUCAGUCAUCAAAACCAACAAAAGCAAAAAAUCCUUAUGAUGCACCAGGAGCUCCACCAGUUCCUAAAGUUCUUGAUGUGACCCAUCACUCUGUCACAUUGGAAUGGACACCACCCGAGUCUGAUGGUGGUGCACCAAUCCUUGGUUAUGUGUUGUAUUCCAAAGAGAGAUUGGAUAAACUUUGGGUACAAUCUUCACAAAUGUUGGAAUGCUUGACACAUACAGUGUCUGAUCUACGAGAGCGAUGUGUGUAUCAGUUCAAAAUAGCUGCUGAGAACAAAGCUGGCGUUGGUAAACCAAGUGAUGCCACUCUUCCUAUCACUUUGAAACCUCCCUAUGCAUACUAG
This is a messenger RNA of Saccoglossus kowalevskii, 5622 nucleotides long. RefSeq names its product titin. Gene Ontology annotation, molecular function: protein kinase activity; ATP binding; guanyl-nucleotide exchange factor activity. The record is from RefSeq and is a predicted model, not a curated record. Gene Ontology annotation, biological process: intracellular signal transduction; sarcomere organization; protein phosphorylation. Gene Ontology annotation, cellular component: M band. Lineage: Eukaryota; Metazoa; Hemichordata; Enteropneusta; Harrimaniidae.